Mizuhopecten yessoensis (Yesso scallop) is the source of this 4435-nucleotide messenger RNA. RefSeq lists its product as uncharacterized. Gene Ontology annotation, biological process: proteolysis. Bases 263 to 3565 code for a protein of 1100 amino acids. The record is from RefSeq and is a predicted model, not a curated record. Lineage: Eukaryota; Metazoa; Mollusca; Bivalvia; Pectinida; Pectinidae. The transcript has 20 exons. Gene Ontology annotation, molecular function: metalloendopeptidase activity.
ACACACAUUUAUCAAUACUGAUUGUUGAAAAUUUUGUUUGAAUCUUUCUAUGAUGCAUCUAUAUUGCAUUUUCUGAGUUCAAUUUUUUAAGAUAGAAACUUUGUUUAUGGCUUCUGUGUUGCAGUUUUAUUGCAUCUUAUAGUUUCGAAUCUGUACGGAAGACAAUUCGUGUAUGACCUGUAGGUAACGUUUAAUGUUUGAAGCUGCAUUCCAGACACGGAUUUUACAGACAGUAACUUAAAUUAAAGAGGUUUAUCAGGUGAUGCUGUUAGGUAAUAUAUUAAAUUUUAGUUUGACGAUGGCUAGUGCUGUGUGGACGUGUGUUCGUAUAAUAGGUCUUAUAUGGAUUAGUGUGCAUGGAUGUCUCUCCCAGAACGAUACAACAAUUGAAGUGGCUGUAGUAGAAGAUAAUCUGCCAGCCAAUGAACAAGAAAGUCCGUCCUUGCCGACCAAUUUAAACAUGACCAUCAACCUGUUCCAAAACAAUACUAAUGAAGUUGAUUUAAAGCUGAACAUGAACGAUGCCAUGAAUGAACAGCGAAGCAUUUAUGUGAUCAGGACGAACAAGGCAGGAACACAAUAUUUGAAGAAAGAACAAAUACCCAUUGAAGGGAACAUCGCAUUCUAUCAGGAUGCAGCGACUGGUGCUAACGUAAUGGUUCGCUGUGAUGGAUAUUCAACUGACAAGUGUGACCCAACCCUCGAAGGAAGUUUCUUCGUUGAUAAAGUCGAAUAUGGCCUUGAACCUUUGGCGUUUGAUUCACCGGAAAGGAAGAGGAGGAGUGCUUCAGGAGGAAAACGAAGUGGCAAAUUGUAUUCUGUCUUCAAACGAAAACAAGACAAACCAGUUAAGGAUGACUUUCAAAAGGAGACUGCAGUCGGUCCAGAGGGACAGUCUAUGCAGCUAGUUGAUAGAAUUGUGGAUCUUAGUGAAUUCCUGAAUCCUGAAAGUGCGUCCAUGUCAAUGUGGAAAAGAGUUUCUAACAUAAACACAAACAGACCACGCAAACAAAGGAAACAUUCUAAUAUCCCGUAUGAAAUGGGACUUGUUGUUGUGAUUGACUUCAGUGUUUAUCAAAGCUGGUACAGAAGAAGUUCACAAAAAACCCAUGCCGAGAAGGAUAUCGAUGCAAAGUCUAAAAUAAGGCAAUACAUGUCCCAUGUUGUAAAUGGGAUUGACCUUCGAUUUAAAAAUCUACGGACAAACCGAAUGAGAGUUGUUGUAUCAAGAUUCGUUAUAGCAGAUACGCCAUCCUCGUCUCGUUGGACUUCUGACAGAUUUAAGGCACAGCCUCGGGAUCUUAUCUAUGCUGACGAGGUACUGAACAAGCUUAUCAAGUGGCGUUUCAGGAUGGGAACUGAUCUUCCGGUGCAUGAUCAUACUAUUUUGUUUACUGGUUAUGACCUGUAUCGUCCGACGAUCGCCAAUAAAGGGGUCGCAGGGUUUGCACGCGUGAAAUCGAUGUGUAGUCAUACAAGUGUGUCAAUAGUUGAAGAACAUGGUGGAUUCAACAGUAUUUUGACAGCUACCCAUGAAAUUGGACACAGUCUGGGGGCCUACCAUGAUGGUCACAACAACACAUGUAUUGGUGAAGACAAUUACAUAAUGACACCAAUUGGAGGAUCAGCCACGCCCUCAAAUGCACUGAAUCCUUUUCAGUUCUCGUCCUGCUCUGAGGACGCCUUUCAGUCAUUCCUGGAUAAGUUACCACAGCAUAACUGUUUGACAGAUGAAACGGAUAUCUAUGACGAUGAAGAAUUUCAGGAGCAUUUGAGUCAGCAGCCCGGGCAAUUGUAUGGUCCUAACGAACAAUGUCAACAGCAUUUAGGCAAAGAUUCCUACUACGCAUGGGGAGGUAUUUUAGGAGACGCCUCGGAGGUAUGCACUCAUAUGGCCUGCAAGAACUCUAUGUCUGACACGAGUUUCAACGUUUAUUAUGCAGCACGUGGGACGUCCUGUGGAAACAAACACUGGUGUAUUGAUGGCGUUUGUACGUAUUCAGAAGAGGCUCAAGUACGAAAAGAGACCUGUGUACAUGGAGAUGCAUGGCGAAAGUUUGGAAACAGGACAUGUGCUCAGUAUAUCAAAGAAGACAAAAGUAAAUGCUAUUUAUCUUACUACAAUCGAUUCUGCUGCGACACCUGUGAUAAACUACGACGGAAAGAACGCGAUUGCGAGUUUGGAAAUAGGAAGAAAAUGUGUGACAUCGUUGACCAGGAAGCAAGAUUUUGCUAUCAUAACGACAACGAGAGAAUGUGUUGUGAAAGUUGUAAGCGACAUCACACUGGAGUCAAAGAUUGUGAAUACGGAGAUCGACUUCCAGACUGCAAUCCAAUGCGGUGUCCUGACCAAAAUUAUGCUACCAAAUGCUGCAAAACAUGCGGUCAAAUGAACCAAAAGACCACCACAAUAGUCCCAGAAUCCUCACAAAGCGUUGUAUCAUCCACAGACCACAGAAAUAAGAUAGACAGAAGUUCGACCAAAUUAGAACAAAACAACAUUCAAACAAAUGUAUUACCGGAACUAGCGCUCCCAAUAAGGCAUAACAGAAAAACGCAAGAUAAUAGCCUUGUCCCACGGGAAGAAAUACGAUUAGUUACUCAGCCUACACCACCAUCUUUGUCCCAGAACAGUAGAAAUACCAGGCCAUUGAAGCAGAUAAAAAGUGACGCUAGCACUAAUAAAUUAAAUACAGCAAUGGGACGUUCCAUAUAUCAACGCAAACCCAAAAACCAAACGAAAUUAAAGACAACAUAUAAUUCACAAUCAAUGAAUGCAACAGAACCAACGGCACAAAUCAUGGUUUCAUCAGCUUCCACUGCGCGGGAACAUUGGAAACAGCAACAGAAACUUAAAAAGGAGCAAGAACAAUUACGGCGGCAAAGACAAUCAGUUCAUUCACGAAAAAGGCCUUCUAAAAGUUAUAAUGUUCCUAAAUUUACUCAUCACACCAACAACAUAGGGAGGAGCUCGAAACACCCGAGUUACAGGACUACAACCUUGGUAACUCUUCUAAGCGGAACACAUAGAAUGAACUUUAAAUCUGCUUCAAAAACAUGCAUCAAGCCGAAUGCUACUUUCAUGUCACUCAAAUGCCGAUGGUUGGUUAAGCUGAUGAAAGGUCUGUGUACUAAUGCUUUACUCGGCAGUAUUUGUUGUGAACCAUGUGAGCCAUCAAAGAAAAAAGAAUUCGUUUGCACUGAUCAGCAAGGAUGUACCGCCAGUACUGCCUCUCACUGUUACAACGACAUGACAAGAUCCAAGUGCUGUGCAACGUGUAAACGAUUUGAAACAGCUUACUCAGAUUGCCGAUAUGGAGACCGUGAGCCACACUGUAGGCUGUUUCUUCGCUACAUGCCAGCAUACACAUGUGGUGCUUUCAAACACAAAUGUUGCUUGUCAUGUAAAAAAAAUAUUGUACAGCUCACAACUACUCCACCCAAAGUUGUUCCUCGGAGAUCCGACAACGAUCGUCCUUCUUAUAGGAGUCCAGGGAUCCCACAUUCAUCAUUCCGGGACAGGAACCUAAGAUUCAGCCAAUCGCGAAAUCAUAGGCGCUGGUAGUAACUGUUAUUUAAAGCAUGGAUGUCAUUAUUUUCUCAUUAUUCAUAGUGAUUAUCCUCUAACAUGGAUUUAGAUUGUCGUUCACUAAAACUAUACAUGGACACAAAAGAUAUACUUAAGAUAUUUGGUCUUGAGUUGGUUAGAUGGGUCAUUUUUAUUUCAACCUCAACAUGAUAUGAAAUCCACAAGAUUUGCUAAAGAAAAGGAAACGCUAAACAAGAUAGUAAAGGUGUACAAAAACGUCCCUACUCAUCUACAUCAGCAACAUCUAUCUAAUUUAUCGCCAUUCUCGCCAUAUGUGGACUCACUUCGAACACAUUGGAACAAGGUACUUCUAUGAUCGGAGAAGAAAUGGCGUGGCUCCUGGUGUCUCAUUUCACAUGAAAUGAUUGGAUAUGAACGCGAUUUGGAUAUUGUCCAUUCCAAUAUGGCUACACCACUUUGUACUUUUGUAUAACUGACAUUUAUUUGGAUUACCUAUUACCUGAGAGGGAUAUGACCUGUAACUGAAAUCCGAAAUCAUCUUAUACCUGUUGCCUUCAUCCACUCACAUACUUUAUUUUACUUUUCAUUUCAUCUAUAUAAAUAUAUAUAAACAUAUACACAUUUAUUUAUUCUGUUCUCUGUGUAUCAAUAGUCAGAUGUUUGUGUAACUUGUAUUGUUUUUCACCAAUAGUUGAAUAAUGCACCUUUAUCCGUUUUAAUAAUGUAUAUUAAAAUGUAAAGAAAAAGUUUGAAUACAUAUUUAUAGAAUGAAAUACAAAAUAAUUGUCAAUGUAAAUAUUCGCUUCGCAUAUGCAAUAGGGCUGCUAGAUCGGAUACAGCAUUUCACGGACCUAGCCUAUCGGCGUGUACAGUAUGUAUAUUACA